Neocloeon triangulifer is the source of this 2374-nucleotide messenger RNA. It is a transcript of the gene Dbp80, whose product is annotated as DEAD-box helicase Dbp80. The record is from RefSeq and is a predicted model, not a curated record. NCBI's taxonomy places the organism in Eukaryota, Metazoa, Arthropoda, Insecta, Ephemeroptera, Baetidae. Gene Ontology annotation, molecular function: RNA binding; ATP binding; RNA helicase activity. Gene Ontology annotation, cellular component: nucleus; cytoplasmic stress granule. Gene Ontology annotation, biological process: poly(A)+ mRNA export from nucleus. Bases 124 to 1563 code for a protein of 479 amino acids. The transcript has 3 exons.
UUGAAAACAAACCCUGCCGGCCAGCGAUUUCGUUGCAUCUAUUUUGCACCGAUCUUGAAAUUUCCGAUUUUCUGCUCUCUGCUGACUCUGCUCGAUCAUCGUAGGAUUUUUCCCAGAAAAACGAUGGCCGGAAAGGUUGACUGGGCGGCAUGUGCCGAGGAGCAGCAGAAGAUGCUGGCGUCCGAGCUAAAAAACCUCAAGGUGGAGCAGGGUGGUGAGGCCUCCGUCCAGCACCACACCGGCGACGGUGACUCGCCCGAGGACAACCAACCGGACGAAGCCAUCUCCUCGGCGGAGGUGUCGUUACUGCAGAAGGUGAUUCGCAAGGGUCUGAUCACUUCCAAGUACGACAUCGAAGUGCAGCGCAAAGACCCCAACUCGCCGCUCUACUCGGUCAAGUCGUUCGAGGCACUCAAGCUGCGGCCCGAGCUUCUGAAGGGCCUCUAUGCCAUGGGCUUCGACGCCCCCUCAAAAAUCCAGGAGACGGCCCUGCCCACGCUCCUCGCUGACCCGCCGCACAACAUGAUUGCCCAGUCGCAGUCGGGCACCGGAAAGACGGCAGCUUUCGUCCUGGCCAUGCUGAGCCGCGUCGACCUAAACCAGAACCAUCCACAGGUGCUCUGUCUGGCGCCCACCUACGAGUUGGCCCUGCAGAUCGGCGAGGUGGCCACCAAGAUGGCGCAGUUCCUGCCUGCAAUGAAGAUUGUGUUUGCGGUGCGCGGGGAGGACCGUCCAAGGGGCACCAGACUCACCGACCACAUCAUCAUCGGGACACCGGGGAAGGUCCUUGACUGGGGCGUCAAGUACAAGUUCUUUGACCUGUCGAAAAUCAGAGUAUUUGUGUUGGACGAGGCCGAUGUCAUGAUUGCCACUCAGGGCCACCAAGAUCAAAGUUUCCGAAUCCACAAGUAUCUGCCCUCUACCUGCCAGGUUAUGUUCUUCUCUGCCACUUAUGAGCAGCAGGUGAUGGAGUUUGCUGAGGUGAUUGUGCCAGACCCAAUCAUCAUCAGACUGAGACGAGAAGAGGAGUCUCUGGACAACAUCAAGCAGUACUACGUCUUGUGUUCGGACCAGGAGGCAAAGUACAACGCAAUUGCCAACAUCUAUGGGGGUAUCACCGUUGGCCAGGCUAUCAUCUUCUGCCACACGAAAAAGACCGCCGGCUGGCUGGCGUCCAAGAUGGCCAAAGACGGCCACUCGGUGGCCUUGUUGAGUGGCGAGCUGACUGUGGAGCAGCGAAUCUCCGUCCUUGACAGGUUCCGCCAGGGCACGGAGAAGGUUCUCAUCACCACCAACGUCCUCUCCAGAGGCAUUGACGUUGAGGCUGUGACCAUUGUGGUCAACUUUGACCUGCCUAUCGACCUGCAGCGCAGAGCCGACUGCGAGACUUACUUGCACCGAAUCGGCAGGACGGGCCGCUUUGGAAAAAUGGGCCUGGCCAUUAACCUUUGUGACAGCCGCAACAUGCACAUCCUCAAGGAUAUCGAGAUGCACUUUGGGAAGGAAAUCAAACCCCUGGACACCGAGGACCCUGACGACAUUGUCAAGCUCAGCCAAAAGUGAAAAUGAAUGAAAACUGAUUUAAAUCAAAGGACAGCCAGAGAAUUGUUUCUCAACAAAGACUAUUGAGAUUUUCCUCUACGUACUGUUGUUAAAAGUCACGUCAUUUCGUUCAUUUUUUAUUUUAAGGAAUAAAGUUAAAUUUGCACUCAGACACAAAAUUGGGCAUAUAUAUGCCAUUUUUUGAUACAUUCAAUCCAAAAUCUAUCUCAGAAAUGUGAUAAAUGUUAUUUAGUAUUAAUUUAAAUAAUUGUAUUUUGUUCACAUUUCACAUAAGUUAAAUUAAAUUAUUGAUGAAUAAUCAUCUAUGGCAAUGAAAGGAAUAGUUGAUCGAAAUGGCAAUAUUUUUAUUUAUUUUUAGAUUAACAAAUUUCCUGUGAAAUUUACUUUAUCAUAAAUUAUUUUUCUGUUAUUUUUGAAAAAAAUAAGACAAGGAAAAAUUUUUGUGAAUCAGAAAGUUUUAAUCCUUGGUUUUGAAUAAAAAUUGGCAAUGUGCAAUGUUCAGUGAUCGCCAAGUGUUUACGAGAUUUGCCUGUCACGGGUACCACUAUUUAUUUUGUAAGAAUAAAAAUUUUCAUUCUCAAGCGACAAUAGAUUGUGAAUGCAAGCACUGCGGUAAGAAAUGUUCACAAUAUCAUAUUCUUGAAUGUAAUGAACGAAAACUAAGCCUAAGAGAGGCUGCAAAAAUCAAAAUUAACUAAUUUUGUACUUUGUAAUAAUUAUCGAAACAAGCUUAAUUGUAAAAUUAAUUUUAGGAAGACAAAUUAGCUUUAGACACCCGUUGUACACCUAGUUGUGUUCAAUAAAUACUCUA